This is a messenger RNA of Gymnodraco acuticeps, 4013 nucleotides long. Its product is annotated as adenylate cyclase type 3-like. The record is from RefSeq and is a predicted model, not a curated record. Gene Ontology annotation, cellular component: plasma membrane. Gene Ontology annotation, biological process: adenylate cyclase-activating G protein-coupled receptor signaling pathway; intracellular signal transduction; cAMP biosynthetic process. Lineage: Eukaryota; Metazoa; Chordata; Actinopteri; Perciformes; Bathydraconidae. The transcript is spliced from 20 exons. Gene Ontology annotation, molecular function: adenylate cyclase activity. Bases 448 to 3726 code for a protein of 1092 amino acids.
GUACAUCAGAAUAAGAUGCCCUUUUGCCUAUAUAUACUUAUAAUGCCCUCUCUGAAAAGAUUAUAUGUUGCUGGCAAAUGGAUAUCCACCUGUGGCUCAGGGUUUUGUUGGUCUACCAUGGCAGCACACAGGACUCCAACAGCAAGGAAGAAGAAGUGUUUCCACUGAAGCAGCCAUGGGGAGGAGCAGCAUCUUCAUAACUGUAAUGUAAAGUACUUUAAAGGAAGUUAUUGACACCAUAUCAUUAAGAAGGUGAGCACGUUUUGAUGCCUAAAACUCCCUGGGAUGUUAUGAUUGUUAGCACUAAAAUGCUUUUCAUUACCAUGGAUUAAUUUUUGCAUAAAAAAAGUUUCACGAUGUCAUUACUUGUGAUACUUUUCCAUGGAUUUUGGCAUUGAUAAACAGUAUUACUUGAGGAACCAUCAGGAUAGUCUUUACUAAACCAACAUGUCUUUGAACCGGAUCCCCACGACAGACACAGAGCAGUCUGCAGAGUACUCGGUGCAGGGUCCCAGUGACACGGGUCACGGUAGGUCUCAGACCCGUGAAGUGACCGUGCUCCAGUCGAGAUGCUGCCGCUGCCUGCCGCGCGCGGCGCGCCUUGCGUUUGCUCCAGAGUCAUUGGAGAGAAUUUACCAGAACUACUUCCGCAGACAGAGACAAGAAAACCUGCUCGUGCUGGCGUUGUUUGCCGCUCUUUUCAACAGCUUCAUCAUCAUCAUGUGCGCGGUGGUGUACACUCAGGACAAACUUGCCAUGGUGGUGGUCGCCGCGGUGGGGCUGUCUGCGGACGCGGGGCUGUACGUGCUGUGCCGGCUGCAGAAGCUUCCCGCGUCACCGGUGGCGCGCGGAGCAGUGCCGUACAUUCUGUGGCUGAUGAUAAACGUGCACGUUUUGUGUUACAUGUGUCUGAACUAUGAGCGUUUCCCCCAAGGAAGUGACUCUGUGGGCUGGCAGGCCUUUUUCACUUUCUCCAGCUUUCUGACCCUUCCGCUGGGCCUGGGGCCGCUGCUCCGUCUCACGGCCCUCUCCUCUGGGAUACACACCCUGGUGCUGGGGGUGACUGUGGCUCAGAAGUCCGAGGAUGACCUGCAGGGGCCCAUGCUGGUUAGACAGCUCCUAGCCAACAUGAUGCUGUACCUGUGCUCAGCCUUGGUGGGUGUGUUGUCGUACUACAUGGCGGACAGGAAGUACAGGACAGCAUUUUUGGAGGCCCGUCAGUCACUACAGGUCAAAGUCACACUGGAGGAGGAGAGCACCCAGCAGGAGGAACUAUUACUGUCCAUCCUGCCCAAACACAUUGCAGACGAGAUGCUGCAGGGCAUGAAGAACCAGGCCAGUGAGCUCGGGGGCCAGCAGCAGCAGCAGUUCAACACCAUGUACAUGUACCGCCAUGAAAACGUCAGUAUCCUGUUUGCUGACAUAGUUGGCUUCACCCAGCUGUCCUCCACCUGCAGCGCCCAGGAGCUCGUGAAGCUGCUCAAUGAACUGUUUGCCCUCUUCGACCAACUGGCAGAAGACCAUCACCAACUGAGGAUUAAGAUCCUUGGAGACUGUUACUAUUGUAUCUGUGGUCUUCCUGAUUUCAGAGAGGACCACGCUGCCUGCUCCAUAAAUAUGGGCCUCGCCAUGGUGGACGCAAUAUCGUACGUACGAGAGAAGACUAAAACUGAAGUGGACAUGCGUGUGGGCGUCCACACAGGCACCGUGCUGGGGGGGGUGCUGGGGCAGAAGAAGUGGCAGUUUGACGUUUGGUCCACAGACGUAACUGUAGCCAAUAAGAUGGAAUCUGGGGGGAUUCCUGGGAGAGUGCACAUUUCCCAGACAACCAAGGACUGUCUGCUCGGAGGUUUUGACCUGGAGCCGGGGGAGGGCGGGAAGAGGUGCGAGUACCUGAUGGAGAAAGGCAUCGACACUUACCUGGUGCUGGUGCCUAAACAGGCGGCCAAUGGGCUCAAUGCAAAUAAACCUGGGAUGUUGUCCAACACAAAUUCAAACCAGUUGAUCAACACUACAGUAACCAAUGGGAAUGCUACCUCACCCCAAUUAACGGCCACUGACUCUAUACAGGAGAAGAACAAGAUGGCAGAAGAACAACAGAUCAACAAACGACUACAGCACGAGCUGCUGGAGAGAGAAACCCAGCAAAUAAUGAAGGAUCACAAGAUCAACCCUGUGUUGUUGCGUUUCGUGGAUGGAAAGUUGGAGGAGCAGUACUCCUCAGAGAAGGAGAAGCGGAGCGGGGCGGCCUUCUGCUGCUGCAUCAUCGUGCUCUUCUUCAUCACAGCAAUGGAGGUGUUCAUAGACCCACUGUUGGCUGUGAACUAUGUGACUCUCACGAUAGGAGAGGUAUUGUUGCUCAUCCUCACAGUUUGCUCCCUGGCUGCCAUCUUCCCCAGGAUGUUCUCCAAGAGGUUGGUGUCUUUCUCGGUGUGGAUCGAUCACACACGCUGGGCCAGAAACACCUGGGCCAUGGCGGCCAUUUUUGUUCUUACCAUGGCUGUGAUUGCUGACAUGCUGAGCUGUGUACCUCCGUCCCUUCAAAUCUUCAACAGCACUUCGGGCCCCGUGUUGGAGUCACUUGGGGACCGAGGCUGUGCACAGAACCCAAAGCACUACAGCUUCAUGGCUGUGAUGUCACUCAUCGCCACCGCCAUGCUGGUUCAGGUCAGCCACCUGAUUAAACUGGGUCUCAUGGUGCUGGUCGUCACAGCAACAGGAGCCGUUAAUAUCUACAGCUGGAGGGACAUUUUCGACCUGUAUGACUAUAUACAGUUUGCCUCGUACAGAACAUCAAUAGUGCCAUCCAAGUACCUCAUGACCAUGAUGAUCAUUGUGAUGAUGAUUGGCUUCUACUUCUUUGCCCGGCAUUUGGAGCAUCAGUCCAGGAAGCUGUUUCUGUGGAAGGUUGGCGUGCAUGACCAGAAGGAGAGGGUGUUUGAGAUGAGACGCUGGAACGAAGCGCUGGUCACCAACAUGCUGCCGGAGCAUGUGGCCAAACACUUCCUGGGCACUAAGAAAAGAGACGAGGAGCUGUACAGCCAGUCCUAUAAUGAAGUAGGUGUGAUGUUCGCUUCCAUCCCCAACUUUUCUGAUUUCUACACUGAAGAGGGCAUCAACAACGGCGGCAUCGAGUGUCUAAGGAUUCUCAAUGAAAUAAUCUCAGACUUUGAUAGUUUACUGGAUAGAGAAGAGUUCCGCUUCAUCACUAAAAUCAAGACAAUAGGAAGCACCUACAUGGCAGCAUCAGGACUCACUCCAGAGAGCAACACCAACGACUACAGCAAGCGCAAGCCAGAGGAUCAGUCUCUGGUCGAGCGCUGGCAGCACCUUGCUGACCUGGCAGACUUCGCCUUGGCCAUGAAAGUCACCCUGACCAACCUCAAUAAACAGUCCUUCAACAACUUCAUGCUCCGAAUAGGUCUGAAUAAGGGGGCAGUGUUGGCGGGAGUGAUAGGAGCUCGUAAACCUCACUAUGACAUCUGGGGCAACACGGUCAAUGUAGCCAGCAGAAUGGAGUCUACUGGAGUGAUGGGAAACAUCCAGGUGGUAGAGGACUGCUACGACAUCCUUAAGAACUACAGCUUCCGUUUUAUCCGAAGAGGGCCUAUAUUUGUCAAAGGGAAAGGGGAGCUGCUCACCUUCUUCAUGAAAGGAAGAGACAACCCUAGUAAAAAUGGCGGUCCAAUGACCACUACCUUACCACACCAAGUUGUGGACCAUUGAAAAUUGUCCACUGUGUGAAAAGCUGUUAGGGAUAAGCCUGAGCAGAAGGUGACUUACAUAGAUCUUUUUCAUAAGCUCUGUUGCAAUGUAAAGCAUAUGAAAGUAGACCAACACAACACAUAAUAUGCUAUACAACUCACGAUAAAACUGAUUCUGUAUAAUUGUAUAUAAUUGAGGAAUUUAGGAAUUGUUAUCCUUUUGUACUUGAAUCAUGGACUGCUAUGAGAAUUACAAGCUAGGAACAGACGUAUACAUUACUCUCCUUUGUUGUUUGCCUUGAGCUCAGG